Messenger RNA from Oppiella nova, 700 nucleotides. The record is from the annotation of a GenBank genome assembly. Lineage: Eukaryota; Metazoa; Arthropoda; Arachnida; Sarcoptiformes; Oppiidae.
UAUGAAUUGCCGAGAGAGAGGGAGGAAAUGGAUGUGAAAGGGACUGGUAUGUUGACUGCUGGCGCCAUCUAUGCCAGUGAGUGGUGUUUGAGUGAAACUGAAGUGCACUUCCUUUCAGCCACACGUCGUCGACAUUUUGCAGUGACAACACGUGUUUUGAAUACAAGAACCCAAUUGAUCCGUAAAGAUGUCGAAACGUAAGGGAAAGCAGAAGGAGGAGCAGCCGGUGCUGUCGUUGGGCCCGCAGGCACUGGAGGGCGAGAAUGUGUUUGGCGUCGCCCACAUCUACGCCUCCUUCAACGACACCUUUGUCCACGUGACUGACCUCUCGGGACGGGAGACCAUCGCUCGCGUGACCGGCGGUAUGAAAGUGAAGGCCGACAGAGACGAGGCGAGCCCUUACGCGGCGAUGUUGGCCGCGCAGGACGUGGCGGAGAAGUGCCGCACGAUUGGCAUCAACGCCCUGCACAUCAAACUGAGGGCCACCGGCGGCACCCGGACUAAGACUCCCGGUCCCGGCGCUCAGAGCGCGCUUCGAGCGUUGGCCCGCUCUGGCAUGAAAAUCGGUCGCAUCGAGGACGUGACACCCAUUCCGUCGGACAGCACCAGAAGGAAGGGCGGCCGCAGAGGCAGACGAUUGUAAUUGUAAUCAAUGGUCGGAAUUAUAAUAAAAACAUUUAAUAAACUGUUUUGAAACAAA